AUGGCAGAAGUGGCACAAUUUCUCAUUUCACGCAGUGCAAUAAUUGAUUCAAAAGAUACUGAAUCAGAAACUCCUCUUCAUCGAGCGGUUAUGAGAUAUAGCAUAGAAACGGCUGAAGUACUUCUUUCUAAUGGAGCAGAUGUCCUUUAA
This is a messenger RNA of Trichomonas vaginalis G3, 150 nucleotides long. RefSeq names its product transient receptor potential cation channel, subfamily A. The transcript has a single exon. Bases 1 to 150 code for a protein of 49 amino acids. Gene Ontology annotation, molecular function: protein binding. NCBI's taxonomy places the organism in Eukaryota, Parabasalia, Trichomonadida, Trichomonadidae. The record is from RefSeq and is a predicted model, not a curated record.